AUGACAGAUAUGCAGUUGCCUUUGUGUAUUUUAGUUUGUUUUGUGUUAACAACACUGAUUUAUGGGAAACCAAUUCGUCAAAUCGAAGAGGCACCACUUCGAGUGUUCUUUCGACAUAUAGAUUUAAAUGCAAAUGAUGAACUUGAUGCCUAUGAAUUACAACAUUAUCUUCACGACAUCGAGCCCGACGAUAAUGUUCCAGAUCUUAAACACGUAAUUCGUACAAUGAAACGUACAAUGAAGCAAGUAGCAAAUGAGCAUGAACAACACUUCAGUAUCUCUUGGCAGCAAUUCCAUGACAAUUUUAUUGAACUGGAUUCCCUCACCGAUAAUAACACCCCGCAACAAAUUCAUCUAUCGUUACUUGCCGAUGGUACUUGGUCUUCUAUGGUCGUUAUCUGGAUUUUAAAAGGUAUUGGUAGUGAACACCAGCCGCCAUCCUUUGUUCGAUACGGAACCGUCAGCGGUAGCUAUAUCUAUACACAAGCAGCUACAAAUCGUACCUAUGAUGUUGGAAUUGGUGGAUGGAAAGGAACGAUCUAUGAAGCUAGGAUGAUAACCUUACAACCGUGUCAAAUAUACUACUACAGAGUGGGAAACGCUAAAGCUUGGUCGGAGGAGUUUAGCUUCAAGACAGAUUGUUCUAACGUUUCGACACGUGUAUUUGCUGUGAUGGGUGAUAUGGGUACUGUUAUUCCAGCUGGACAUCUUGUAGCUAAACAGAUCACGGAAGAUCAUCGAACUACUCCGUUCACAAGUGUUGUACACGUCGGUGAUAUUAGUUAUGCCGGCACUGGCUCGUCAGAAGAAAUUGCCGAAGUUUGGGAUAUGUGGGGAAGACAAGUCGAGCCAAUCUCAUCGAUAGUACCAUACAUGACCAAUGUUGGUAACCAUGAAGCUUAUUACAAUUACACAGCUUAUCGAAACCGAUUUCGCAUGCCUGGUCCUGAAAGUCUUGGUUUGGAUAACUUUUGGUUUAGCUUCAAUACCGGACCAGUUCAUUGGAUAUCGAUGAGCUCACAACAUGACUACAGCAAAGACAGCGUUCAAUAUGCAUGGUUAGUCAAUGAUUUGAUUAAAGCCACCCAAAAUCGCGCCCAACAACCAUUUAUCAUCGUUGUUACACAUAGACCAUUAUUGUGCUCAGACGAAUCCGAACUCGAACAACAUCUACCAAAUUCCACGUUAUUCAAAACAGUUUAUUCUCUCUUCGUCAAAUAUCAAGUACAAUUGAUUAUUACAGGUCAUAUGCAUGUAUAUGAACGAAUAUUCUAUGACAAUACAACGAUUAUCACUAACAAUACAUACACCAACGUUCGUUCUCCUGUGAUUGUUGUACAGGGAACUGGCGGAGCAUUGGAUAAUGAUAAAUGGAUACAGCCUCAACCUUGGUGGAGCAAAUCGCGAAUGAUUGCCUAUGGAUAUGGACGUGUUACUGUUUCUGUUAAUGAGACGCAACGACGUCUUCACUAUGAAUGUCUACUUGAACAUGAUCGAAGUGUUUUUGAUCAAUUUUCAAUUGUGAUAUGA
This is a messenger RNA of Adineta ricciae, 1530 nucleotides long. NCBI's taxonomy places the organism in Eukaryota, Metazoa, Rotifera, Eurotatoria, Adinetida, Adinetidae. The record is from the annotation of a GenBank genome assembly.